This is a messenger RNA of Caenorhabditis elegans, 1730 nucleotides long. RefSeq names its product Histone deacetylase (gene hda-3). Gene Ontology annotation, molecular function: histone deacetylase activity, hydrolytic mechanism; histone deacetylase activity. Gene Ontology annotation, cellular component: histone deacetylase complex; nucleus. The record is from RefSeq and is marked reviewed. Lineage: Eukaryota; Metazoa; Nematoda; Chromadorea; Rhabditida; Rhabditidae.
AUGAGCCUCCAACACUCGAAAUCUCGAGUUUCCUACUAUUAUGAUGGAGAUUUUGGAAAUUUCUACUAUGGACAAGGACAUCCAAUGAAACCGCAUCGUGUUCGAAUGACACAUAGCCUUAUUGUUAAUUAUGGAUUAUAUCGGAAGCUUAAUGUCAUGCGUCCCGCCCGUGCUUCAUUCUCCGAAAUCACACGUUAUCACUCUGACGACUAUAUCAAUUUCCUUCGUAACGUUAAAUCCGAUAAUAUGUCCACAUUCACAGAUCAAAUGGCCCGAUUCUCAGUUGGAGAGGAUUGUCCUGUCUUUGAUGGAAUGUAUGAGUUCUGCCAGCUAUCAUGUGGUGGAUCACUGGCUGCUGCCGCCCGGCUUAAUCGUCAAGAAUCAGAAAUUGCAAUUAACUGGAUGGGUGGUCUACAUCAUGCGAAGAAAUCGGAAGCUUCUGGAUUCUGUUACUCGAAUGAUAUUGUUCUGGCGAUUUUGGAGCUUUUGAAGCAUCAUAAAAGAGUUCUUUAUAUUGAUAUUGAUGUUCAUCAUGGUGAUGGAGUUGAGGAAGCAUUUUAUACGACAGAUAGAGUUAUGACUGUUUCAUUUCAUAAACAUGGAGAAUAUUUCCCUGGAACUGGAGAUUUAAAGGACGUUGGCGCUGGAAGUGGCAAGUACUAUGCUCUGAAUGUUCCACUUCGUGAUGGAGUCGAUGACGUCACUUAUGAACGGAUUUUCAGAACAAUUAUGGGAGAAGUUAUGGCAAGAUUUCAACCAGAAGCAGUUGUGCUCCAAUGUGGUGCCGAUUCACUGGCAGGAGAUCGGCUAGGAGUAUUCAAUUUGACUACUUAUGGACACGGAAAAUGCGUGGAAUACAUGAAAAGCUUCAACGUGCCGCUUCUGUUAGUUGGCGGUGGUGGAUAUACGAUUCGAAAUGUCUCCAGAUGUUGGCUGUACGAGACGGCGAUCGCUUUGAAUCAAGAAGUUUCAGAUGAUCUGCCCCUCCACGACUACUUUGACUACUUCAUCCCGGACUACAAACUACACAUAAAGCCGCUCGCCGCUCUUUCGAACUUCAACACUCCUGAAUUCAUUGAUCAAACGAUUGUCGCGCUUUUGGAGAAUUUAAAGCAACUUCCACACGUUCCAUCGGUCCAAAUGCAAUCGAUUUCGACGAGUUGUGACUCAAUUGUGAAGACUUUUGACGAGAAACUGAUCCGAGAUCAUCAGAAUGAUGACGUCAGAGUUACUCAGUUCGAGGAAGACGUUCAGGUGGAAGAUUCGGCGGAAUUCUACGAUGGUCAAGAGCCGGAGACGAAGAAUAUUCAAUCGAUGAAACGGCACGCGAGUCCGAUUUGUGCGGCGCAAGAGGAGAUGAAGAAAAAUCGGAUUGAUGGCGGCGAAAAUGUGGCAUAAUUUGGUUUUAACUUGAUUUUCUGUAUGCACUAACUUUGUAUUUAUAUCGUCUCUUCAAACUAUUUCUUUAAUUUAUACGAAUCUCAACUUCUCUAAACCUCUAUUGAUCCUCAAAUCUAUUUAAAUCUUUCGUUAAAUCGACAAUUAAAAAAUUUCCGUCGUCAAGUGUGGUGCCGGUGGUGCAUACACCGCCGCGCACAAAUGCACAGAUUUCGGCGUUUUCGAAUUUUUAUCGGAUUUCUUUUCUCUAUAUUUUAAAGGAUAUUUUCUAUCGUUUCUUGUCUAAAAACACAGUUUUUAUCGAAUUUAUCACAAUAUAAACCUAUUUAUCA